This is a messenger RNA of Chiloscyllium plagiosum (whitespotted bambooshark), 386 nucleotides long. NCBI's taxonomy places the organism in Eukaryota, Metazoa, Chordata, Chondrichthyes, Orectolobiformes, Hemiscylliidae. The record is from RefSeq and is a predicted model, not a curated record.
AAAACUUAGCUUCAUUGAAUUCUUUUUUUCCCCAGGGAAUCUGAAUGUUGCAUUCAAUAUAAUUUGUAAUGAGCUUGGAAAUGAAUGGCGGAUGUUUGCAAGAAAACUGGGACACAAAGAAGCAUUACUUCAGCAGAUCGAAUACAAACAUCCACGCAACAUGCGAGAACAGAUUCAGCAGUCUUUGAUAGAGUGGCAGAAAAGAGAAAGAGAACAAGCUACUGUAGAUAAACUGCUAUCAGCACUAAGGAGCUGCAAACUUAACAUGGUAGCAGAUUCUGUUGAAGAAGAGUUGCAGGCCUGUUCCUAUAGGGAACAGUUCCUAUGCCUAAGAAGAGUGACUUCAUGAAAACAAAAUGGUGAAAUUGACCAGUCCUUGGACACAG